GGCGGGGUUGGAUUUUUGAUGGUAUGCGACGGGUUUCACUUGGUACUUAGUGCGUUAUAAUAGGAUUUUGUGAUUGUCGACCAAUUUUAGCUGACUUCUUGUCAUUAUUCCGUUAACGUUUUUGUGCUUAUGUGUUAAUUUGAUACUAUGAUUAGUCUUCAUUAGUGUUGCAAGCUUAGGCAAGUGGGAAUCCGAAUUUAGAAAUUCUGUAGAAUUUUCUAAAAGUCUGAUGAGUAAGAUAGUGGCCUUAAAGAGCCUAAAACUUAUGAAUAAUUCGAGUCGAAUAUGUGCUAAGUCUACUUUAGUUUUCGACGACAUGGGUUGAAAUUUGAUCUAGAAGUUCUCCAACUGACUUUCUCUUCAAUUCUGCUGCAGAUAUUUCGCGACAGAAUCGUAGGAUGCAUUGAGGAAAAUACAGAAUUUGUCUGCAGUGUACUCUAAAUCUGUCGCAAAGUGUCUGGAGUGCGCUCCUAGUGUGGCCGAAAGUUUGUAUAUGUAUAUUUGUAUAUUGAAUACAUAACACCACAAAACCGUUUUGUUUAGUUCAUGCAGCUGCGUCGAAUGUUAUAGCUGCAUGUUUUCCUAGAUUUUCUCUCUCGCCAGGGUGUAAUAUAAUGCGUGCAAGUCUGCUGGCUCCAACCAUGUAUUCAAACUCAUUCAUUGCACAACAGGCUGGAUUAUUUUAUCUAGUGAACACAGGAUGAGGAAGAGUUUCUGGAGUCAAUUAGGAACUUCUAACGCUACUUACCUGUACCUUACUAAGAGUCCCACAUAAGGUUUCAGAGCUUCUGUCGUUAUCUUUGUGUAAAUUUAGGGUUUACAUUGCUUAUAGUCUUAUGAGACGCCAUGUUCCUCCGGGUUAGGCUAAUAACUGUGAUGAAACUACACAUAUGUAACCACCUGUCGUGGUUUUUAGCUGUUUUUUCUAUCACUCAAGCAUUUCAAUAGUUCAAUUUUUACUGACAUCGGAUGGAAACAGCCUAAAUAUCCACUUAAUUGUGUAGCUUCCCUGUGUGCACAAGUGCUUAACUUCCCUUCUUUUUCUUUUUUAUGACAGUCUAUCGUUUGAGGGUCCUCCUGGUGAUUUUCUAACUUAUGAGUCCACUGUUACUUUUGCUCAGAACAAAAUAUUCAGAGCAAACAAUUGUUUUCAAUAAAUUCUUCUUCAGGCUCUACAAUUAUAAAUCCAUAAAUUUAAGCAUACAAUAGCCAGUAAAGGCAAAUUAGAAUCACAUCAGAAAGUUGCUUUCAGAAAAUGUUUCUUCCCCGUUUUUAAUACUGCGGAUGUCAUAUAUUUAUAUAUAAUAUAUAGCUGUACUAAAUUUUGAGGGUAGGGAUGGAUGUUCCAAGCCCUAUCUUCUGCCAUCUUCCCUUAAACAUAUCCACCACAACUUCGCAUAUCGGUAAUCCUAUGAUGAGCCCCUCGGUUUAGCCAGUGCAUUUUCCCCUGGAACUUAAAUACUAGGGUAUUUAGCAAUAACUAAAUCCUUAAGGCGGUCUUCUAGUGAUACUUUCGUUCUAAGUCGGUGUUUUUGGUCAGAAAUGAGUUCGUCUCAAAACACUUCUAGUCAUGUUUAUUUGUAUGUUUAUAUGAACUGAUGAUAUCGAACCUAAUCAUAUUUUCAUCGCCUAAUUUUGUUACUGAAGCAGAAUUAGUAAGUCUAUAUUUGUAACUGUUUCUGUUUUGACAUGUUCCCAUGGCUAAAUGUUUAGACAAUAUGUAAUUUGAUCUUUAUUUCAAAUCAUUCAGAAGGCUAACGGGAUAUAUCCUACUAGGGUUAUUAUUUCUAGCUAUUAAAUUGAGCCAUCAGGACUCAUAUAGAUGCGGUUUCCUUUGGCGUAUAAGGUUUCCUUAGGGUUCCUUAACUUGAUGCAUGAUACUGGCUCUUAGUUCCUUAAUUUCUCCAGCUUAUAAUACUGUUUCACUGAAAUCUAUUUAAUAAAUUUAUUUAUUUAUUUAUUUAAACGCAUAAAAAACUUGGUACAAUAUGGCACCAAGAAAGAUGCGCCACACAAUAAUAAUAAAACAACAUGGAUCAAAAAAAAAGGAAGGAAGGAAAAGAAAAAAUAUAUAUAAGUAGAGAACGGAUAAAGAACUUCAUCUGGAAGGAAGACAUUCAUGCUUAACAAGUUCAAACAGUGUUCGUUAGCUAUCAUCGGAAAGGGAAGAAAGAAGGAAAUCGCAACACAUUCGCCACUGAUUACGAUUCUUGGCCAUAUCCGAUAACGUUUCGAGCCAUCGAUUUGAGCUAUCUCUCGGACUCCAACCAGGGAGUCGUGACACACCAACCGAUGCUAAUCUAGCACAAAUAUUUAAUAAAUAAAUUAGUAUGUGACCCUGUAGUUAUUCCUGAAUUUGAAGAGAAAUAGUCCAUAUGUUAUCUAUGCUUUAUGUUGCUUUCUAAUUAUAGUACACUUGUCCGACUGAAUUCUAAGUUGGAACUUUGCAUGGAGUUCCAGGAGUUCAAGUACGGAAAGGCAGAAUAAAGGGGUUUCAAAAGUACUUUAAUACACAGAAUGUGAGGAAGAAAGAGUAAUAGCAUGGAAAACACUAGGGUUUAAUGAAUGUGGAAGAUCGCAAGGAGUGAAGUCAUCUGCGCUGUUGAGAACAAUUUUGAGCCAUAUCUCCGAAAGUCUUUGGCGAUUAGUUCUUGGAAUCGCGAAGACUCCAACCAAAACACAAGCCCAAGUUUUACACAUAUAUUAACAGGACACAAACAUUUGUGGUCAAAGAUAGCUAGCCUCUUCACAUCUUCCACUUUCUGUGGCCAUGUCUCACAACCAUAAAGGAGAACAGAGCAAACUGCCACACAGUACCCACGUCCUUUUGAUCGAUAGCCAGAUGCGAUGUCUAUUCAGAGUACCCUGCAUUUUGUCAGCGUUCCCACUUAGGAGGACAAUAUCGAACUCGUACUCUAAUUAAACAAAAUAAUACCCUGGUAACAAGUUCAUCCUUUAGAUACUAAAGUCGAUUAAAGCCAAUACCACUCAUAGAUAUAUUAUGUAAUAGUCUGAAAUGGAGGCAGCCGGCAUCCGUGACGGCCACCACUGGUUGUAAUAUCUUUAGCGCUCUUCUCAUCUGCUCCUUAGAGUACAAAACUUGUAGAAUUGCAAUUGGAAAGGCAGCAGAAUGUCUUCAGUACAAUAAAUGUGUAAUUUAGACAAGGUUAGACGCAUUUGAAUGAUCUGUCUUGCUGACUGAAGAUUCUAGCCAUUGUUACUUGGUUUCUUUACGUGCCUCAAAUUGGCUGGCAAUCACUUCGUGAAUAAAUGGUGCUUUCGGUGGCUACUUGUGUAAAACCUCAGGAAGCAGUGGUAUACGUACGCCUACAAUUAUGUGGAGCUUUUAAUAUCGCUUCAGUUAGGCGUUCUGGGAUCUACUGUUUUGUUAUCAAGGUGUGGCAGCGUAGGCUGUGUAACUGGCUUAACCAAUUCUAUCCUGACAAGAAUGCUUGUAAUUUUCGACAUGUAACUAGUAAGGAUAGAUGAUACUUAAUAGUGCACUCAGGCGGGACGGUAAGAAUCUAUGGUUGGAAACAGUCGGUGACAUGGCUCAAAAUCGUUCUCAGUGGCGCAGAUGCAUCCACUCCUUGUGACUUAUGAUCUCCAAUGAAACUUUUGUUCUUCGUUAUUACUCCUCCUUUGUCUCACACCUCUGCUCACUGUCUCUAUUAUGCUUUCCUUGUACUUUCUCCUCUUGCUUCGCGUGCUACACAGAGUGUGGCGACUUGAACUUCCGCGCGUUUGUGCAAAGUUCUAUGUUGAAAACAGACAGACAGUGCACUCAGACAGUGGUGGGUCAUAUUUACUACUGCUCUGUUAAGCGACUACAGUUGAUGAACUCAUAAGUAACCUACGGUUCUACUUCCUGGUGAAUGCCAGCUUACUUGGAGUAGGGAUGAGUGUACUCUUUAGAACCUUGACUGCUAAUCAGUCAAGUUUCCAUGGUGUGAACCAUGCACCUCUAGCAGUGCAGCCAGAAUUGUUAUUUUGCGUUAUUCGUGGACAUAAAGCAAAGUUGAAGUCAGGGAGUUUGAUUUCUAGAAGUAUAUUUGCGCGUAACACGUGAUAUGAUGUUAUUUAUUCUCUCAUUCCUCUUGCAGGAUUCAAAGUCGUACUACCUCCAAUCACCACAAAACAAUUUCCAGUCAGUCAGAAUGAGUUCAAAGAGUGAUAUGCGCGUGCCUAAGCCUCCUAAACCACCUGAGAAGCCGUUGAUGCCGUAUAUGCGGUACAGUCGUAAGGUGUGGGAGCAAGUGAAGAAUUCGAACCCACAUCUGAAAUUGUGGGAGGUGGGUAAGAUUAUUGGUCAAAUGUGGCGUGAACUACCUGACGAUGAAAAAAUGUUGUACAUGGAAGAGUACGAUGCUGAGAAGACACAAUAUACAGAGUUGUUACGUCAGUACCAUACUUCACCGGCUUAUCAAGCCUGGUUGCUCGCAAAGGAGAGAGCGGAGAAAAGCAUGGAGGAACAAGACCAGGAACGAAGACAAUCGAUUUUGAGAUCAAGAGAUCGUGGUAAUGAAGUCCCUCAAGGAGACUUAAGGGAAUCUUACAUCUUGGAAGAUAACGAAGAAGAUACUGAAGAUCAGUACACUGCAAAACAUGUAGCUGCAGCUCGUUUCCAAAGAAAUCACCGUUUGAUGCUAGAAGUGUUGAGUGAUGCUAGACUCCCUGAUCCUGGCCAAUUGAUAACCCAGAGCAGAUUGGACAUGUUGCGCCUGCAAGUGGAACAACUGAGAAAUCACAAACGCAACCUAUGUCAAGAGAUUGACGGGUGUGAAGCACGUCACCAAGCCAAGGUUCAACGUAUCCGUGAAGAGUCCGAGCGUUUUCGACUAGAGUACGAGAAGAUCAAAGCAGGACGGCCAGUUAUCACGGAGUCUCAGUUUGCUGAUAUGAUAGUUAAAGCGAAGCAGGAUAUACAGCGUGAGGAGGAAGAUCGGAAGUCUCGUUAUUUGGCGGAGUUGGAGAUGAGACGUCGACGUCAGCAGCAACGACAGCAGCGAGAGGCGGAAUUGCUGGAGUCAGAACGCCGACGUCAGUUACUGCAGCACCACCAACAACAACAGCAGCAGCAACAACAACAACAGUUGCAGCAAGCUCAUAUGCGACCAGCACAUCCACCUGUCGUUCAUGGUGAUCCAAAUAUUCAAUUUACUGACCGUCCACUGGAAAGACUAAUAGUUCAGGAUAAAAGGGAAGAUGCAAGUUGUCAGCCUACACCAUCGAAGUUACCGGCCACUUCAACAAGUCUAGUAAAUCCUGUAAGUGGGAAAGGAGCUGCUUCUGAGGUAGUUCACUCUGGGAGUGGUGCAGUGUACCCUUCUGGAAUAUGCAAUGCUUUCACACAGCCUGCGAAUCAGAAUUCAGUAUCCAGGUUUCCUCAGUCUGGUCACACGCAACAUCACUACCCACCGCCACCACAUUAUAUACCUAGUGCCGUGCCACCGGGAAAUCCCACCAGUUUGGUUCAUCAGCGUAGUCCGUUACCAAGCAUUCAACAAGCCACGCCAAGCAAUGCGGCUAAAGCCAACUCAACAACACCCGUGAACCGUACGAAGAAAGUUGCAUCAUCUGGAUCGUCUACUUCAUCUGCUUCUUCAGCCUCUUCGACAUCUUCGAAGAAGAAGAAGGCUGAUUGUGAUGUGAGCAAAGAAGCGACGAGUCAGGAAAUGCGAGAACGGCCGACUUCUAGUUCAGGUGAAAGUGUUGUGGACCCUAACCAGAUGAAGUCUAAUGAUUUGGCGAAUGUGACUCCUGGCCAUUCGAAUGAGUUUCAACAAGGGUUAUCAGGACAGCCGAGGCACGUUGUUGCUUCUCAGUACCAACCAAGUAAUGUCCCUUCAAACGUUGUCAGCUCAGCCCAGGUGUCUGGGGCUCCAGUACAAGCACCGUACGCGUACGAGGUUAGCAUGUCGAAUCCAUCAAACCCCCCACCUCUACCUGGUGGUGCUUAUUAUCCCCAUCAUCCGCCUGUUACCAUGUCUAAUCCCAGUGGUUAUUCUCAUGCACGCGUCCAAUUCUCACAACACACUCCUUACAACGCUAUGCAGUACCACCAUAUGCCUCAACAAGCGUCUUCGGAGCAGCCACAGCCGCCACCACCACCACCUAUGUAUGUGCAGCAUAUGGCACAGAAUGCUGCACCGCAUGUCCCACAACAACCUGGAACACCAGUGGGAGGACCUAACCAACAUCCUCCUAGCCACAUCCCACAAGCACCACCACCACCUCACCAACACAAUGCAAGCAAUUGGCAUCCAGCAGGUGCAUCACCAUACCCUGCACACUAUGGUCCUUCUCGUUAUCCAGUUCCGAGUGGUGGUGGUCACGUGGGUUAUCCUCCCAUGCAACCGCCACGUAAUUUUGGCCCGAAUUCUGGUGGAUAUUCUUCAGUGCCUCAUUAUUUGGUUGGUCAGCAGAACCCACAAGCCCAUCCUCACCAAAAUGUCCCCCAGCUGUGCCAGUUAGUCUACAAGAUGGAUCGAGUGGAGGAUCCCAGCCAAUCCCAGCACCACCACCGUACCAGCAGCAGCAACAACAACAACAACAGCAGCAGGCGAGUUCUGUCGUUGGUUAUUGGCCGACACAACAUCAAGUACCUCCAGACUAUGUUCAGAGUCAACAACCGUCUCACUACGCGGUGGCGCCUGGUUCUCAAUCAGAGAGUAUGGGAGGCGCAAACCAGCAGCAAGUAUUAUCAUCGGUGGAUGGUGUCCAUCCAUGUUCUGGUAUAUCUGGACCUCCUGGGGAUGGUGGGAUGGGUCAAGUGCAAAUGGUGCCGUCGAACCAAUCUCAGGGAGCGAACAUUUAUUAUCCAGGUGGACCUGUCCCGCCUUACCCUCAUGGUGGACCGAAUGGAUUUUAUUCAGUGCCACCCCAACAUCACUACGCUCCUGCUCCUGCUCCUCCUCCACAUCAGCCUGGUGGAAAUCCGUGGUCAUGUUACCCUAAUCCCGGUCCACCUCAGAUCCCGAGUUACCCACCACCACAACAACCACAACAACAACAACACCCGCAACAGCAACAACAACAACAACAGCAGCCGCCACAACAUCCACACCAAUCUCCUCAGUGUAAUGUUGGUUCAAGCUAUACUACGCCUCAAAUGGCGAAUAAGCCUGAACAGUCUGUGGUGGGAGCAGCGAGUGGUACAGAGAAUUCAGGUGGUGGUGGUGUAUGUGGAGCGGGGAAUUCCAACAGUCGUCCACCGUCUAACAAUAAUUAAUUAUUUGAUGGGAUCAUAUAUGAUUAUUGCAUUUUAGUUAUUUUGAAAGCAGUGCUUUUAUUGUGAAUUGUCACUCACUAACUCAUUGCUUAGUUAGUUGAACUCUACUCUAUUUCCGACUCUUGUCAUCAUCAUCACCACUGUUGGAUUCUUUUAAUAUUCUCUUCUUUUUUUGAUUACUCAUAAGUUGUACUCUUUCGUCCAUUAAUAUGUCCGUCAUUUGUGUGUGUGUGUGUUCACAGUAUUUCAGGUUUAUUAGACGUUUGGGUAUUUUUCUGGAUAUGUCUGCAGGUGGUUUCAGUUGAUUGAUUGAUUGAUUACUCCUUGUCUUUGUUAUCAUGUACUGUACAUAAGUUUUGUUGAGCGGAAAACAGAUUGAUUUAAGACAAGGCGUCUUGAGUAUUUUUAACAAUGUGUGUGUGUGUGUGUACUUGACGACAGUAUUCUGAGACACCUAUAUCAUUGUUGACACUGAUAUAUACUGCUGCUAGAUGAACUAGGAUGACGAACAGACUUAGCAGAUAAAUUGUAAUAGUUAUCCACUGUCGGCUAACCAUGAUCAUUUUUUUGUUAAUUGCGCUUUUGGUCACUUUGAAGCGUCAAUGUACUGCAGCAUUGAAGACAGUUAGUUGUCCUUGGACUGACUGUCUCGGGCAUUGGAGUUUGCUCUCGAAAUUUAUCUCAUUUUCAUGUAUCAUCCAGUUGCCUUUUUGUGAACAAAGGCUGUGUAAUAAAUGUUGUGAAAUGUGAGUUUGAUGAUUUUGAAAAUGGCGUUUGUCACAUCAUAUUGACGUAGGGAUUAGAUUAGUGAAGCAACUGGGAAAUUUCCAUUCAGCUGUGCUAAUUUUAUCCUUCUUAGAAUAUCACACGAACAGCAUACUCAACCACUUGUAACUGGAUGGAUACAUGAGUUUGUG
Messenger RNA from Trichobilharzia regenti, 8148 nucleotides. The record is from the annotation of a GenBank genome assembly. Lineage: Eukaryota; Metazoa; Platyhelminthes; Trematoda; Strigeidida; Schistosomatidae.